AUGAGCUCGUACCACUCGUCGAUGGCGCACAUCGGCGGGCUGAAUCUGUCCCACACGGCAGCGCUGGCCAACGCGCAGAACCUCAGCCUGGCCGGUCACAUUCCACCGCCCGCCCACGGUUCGCUCAAUCUGUCCGCGGGCGGGUCGCCGGUGGCGGUCGUGUCGUCCUCCCCGACGGGCGGCCACCAUCUGGCGUCGCCCUCGCCCCACCAUCAUCUUACCUCACCGCACGGCGCCCCGCUCGCCCUAACCGGCGGCGGCGGCGGCGGCGGCGGCGGCAGCAACACCCCGAACAGUGCGGCCGCCCCGCACCCGUACUACACUGCCGCCGCGAUGGCCGCCGCUUCGCCACUGUCGCUCAGCAGCAAGGCGCCGCCCCAUCCCCAUUCGGCCCUGUCCUCGCACUCGCCCGUCGGUGCGGGCAGUCACCAUCUGCACCAUCUGCAUCAUCAUGCGGCGCAACAGCAGCCGCCGCCCGGUAUUAACAGCAGCAGCAGCAGCAGCACCGCGGACAGGAACGGUGACGCAAAAUCGCGCUCACCCGUCGUCGCCGACGGGCACAACAGCACGAACGUCAUCAAGUCGACCAGCAAUGCGGACGAGACGGGCGGUGUGAUUAAGCGGUCCGGAUCCUCCUCACCCGGGGGCACCGGCGGCGGCAGUCCUGCGAUGCGCGUAGCAACACCGGUCGUGGUAGCCGGUGGUGCCGAAGCACACGAAACGACAAACGGCGGUGGAGCCAGCACGACGGCACCACUGUCAGACUCGCGUCCCGUCUCACGCAGUGCCAGCGAUGAAGCCUCCAAGGAUGGCAUGGUGGCGUCGAAGGAGGAACGGGCCGAUGUGGCGAAGGACGACGGCAAGGACCCGGCGUCCGUUAUUUCCAACGAUAAUGGACCGAGCGAGAACAACGGCACGCUCGACAAGCAGCACCACGACAAGGCUGCGACGGUCAACAGCAAUGGCAAUGGAGGUGGACAGGCCAAUCAAGCGGCCGCCGGAUCGGACGGUGGUGCAGGCAGCCCGGCGGAACUGAGCGGGAAUCGUGAGCGACGAUCACCGUCCAUCCCAACAGCAACGCCGGAGCGGCCACACCGGCAGCCACCACCGCAGCCCCGCUGGCGCCGACCACAG
Messenger RNA from Anopheles merus, 1134 nucleotides. RefSeq names its product protein doublesex-like. The annotation marks the transcript as partial. The record is from RefSeq and is a predicted model, not a curated record. NCBI's taxonomy places the organism in Eukaryota, Metazoa, Arthropoda, Insecta, Diptera, Culicidae. The transcript is spliced from 3 exons.